UAUGGCUGGAUCUGGCAUCGCUAUCAGGCUGCGUGAGUUCAGAGAGUCUCAGGACUCCAAAGAACUCGACUGGACCGCAAUUUUGCCCAAAAGAACAUCAUGUCUGGGAAGAGAUGUGCGUGGUCUGUAUCCAGGCCAAGUGGCAAGAGUCCAUACCAUGAACUCAAAGGAUUGUGGUACUGAAAGGUCCAGCUGUCUCCAGAAGGUCCAGCCUCCUGAGUCUCCGUACUUUCAGCCAAGUUUCGACGUCCGGACCCUGAGGGCUCUGAGUCUCCUCCGUCAAGAUCCCGAUGCAUGGAAACAGCGCCACUGUCAGACAACUUACCAGGAGCACUUUGGACUUCAAUCUGCUUUCUUUCCUCAAUCAUAGUCUCUUCACUCCUAUGAAAUAAAAAAAAACAAAAAAAAAAACAAAAAAAAAAACAGACUAAAACAAUUUAAA
Messenger RNA from Gambusia affinis (western mosquitofish), 442 nucleotides. RefSeq lists its product as uncharacterized. The transcript is spliced from 3 exons. The coding region runs from base 2 to 370 and encodes 122 amino acids. Lineage: Eukaryota; Metazoa; Chordata; Actinopteri; Cyprinodontiformes; Poeciliidae. The record is from RefSeq and is a predicted model, not a curated record.